UGGGGUCAGUCGCUUGUCACCGCUGUCAGCUUGGCGAGUGCCUGCAGGAGCUGCCUGGAAUUUCAACACCAACGCCAACCCCAGUGCAGAGUGUCAGAGGUACGUGGAGCUGCAGGAGCUAAUGAAGGACCAGAAGGAGCAGAGCUACUGGCAGGAGACAGGCCGAUGGGGGGGCUACGAGGAGAGCUUCGACCCUCAGUCUGGGGUCUGGGCGUGCUCGCACAUCUCCUAUCUCACCUUCAAGAGCCUCAUCCAGCUGCGACGCACCAUGAACACAGGUGUGACCAUUUUUGACUGUGAAGAGCGGACUCUGGCCGGCAUCGCAGAGAAGAUUGUCGGCGAGAUGGUCAACAAGAAGGAGAUCAGACCUGCAGACCGGGAAGGAGUGCUGAAUUCUCUGCUUCAAAACCGCAGCCAAUCAAAUGACCCUGAAAGGCAAGCCCUGGCUUCAGGGGUGGACCUGCAGAAGUUUUCAGUCAAGGAGAGAAGAGAUGAAUCUGACCGUGUAGAGGCCUCCAUGGUGCUAGUAGGAGCCUUGGACUUUCUGGAAAAGCCCACAGUUGCAUUUGUGCGUCUGAAGGAAUCUGUGGUGCUCGACUCUGCCUUGGAGGCCCCGGUGCCCGUACGCUUUAUCUUUGUUCUGGUUGGCUCGAACAAGACCGACAUGGACUACCAUGAGACUGGACGUUCUAUGGCAGCACUAAUGGCUGAUAAAGUAUUCAAUCAGGCAGCAUUUCGGGCAAAGAGCGUCCGUGAGCUGACGGAUGCCGUGGCCGACUUCAUGGACUGCAGCAUCGUUAUCCCACCCACCGAGAUCCAGAACGAAGCGAUGCUCACCUCAAUUAUCAGCUUUCAGAAGAAACUCUUGCAGGACAGGUCCCAGGGAUCUGACUCUACACCCUGCCUGGAAUCCAAGCCUCGCAGAGGUAAGUGUUACAACAAACCAAUUAUUUGCUGGAACUCUUUUCUAUUAUCAGUUCAUAGUGCUCACAUAAGAUUAAAAUUGUCCCCAGUUUCCAUCUCUUCUGGACCUCCACCUGAAGACCCAUUGUCCCGUACUGGUCGGCCGUUUGGCGGGAUGAUACGAGAUAUAAAGAAACGCUACCAGUACUACAAAAGUGACAUCACAGAUGCUCUUAACGCCCAGGUCCUUGCUGCCGUCAUCUUCAUCUACUUCGCCGCCCUGUCUCCUGCCAUCACUUUUGGAGGACUGCUGGCUGAUAAGGUGGAAAACAUGAUGGGUGUCCCAGAGCUCCUUAUCUCCACCAGCGUUCAGGGGAUCAUCUUCUGCUUAAUCGCAGCUCAGCCCGUCCUGGUGAUCGGUUUCUCUGGUCCUCUGUUAGUGUUUGAAGAGGCCUUCUUUGCUUUCUGUCAGUCUCAGGACACUGAGUAUAUCGUGGGCAGAGUGUGGGUUGGAGUGUGGCUGGUCAUCAUUGUGGUGCUCAUCGUGGCCUUUGAGGGCAGCUUUCUGGUGCGUUUCAUCUCCCGCUUCACCCAAGAAAUCUUCUCCAUCCUCAUCUCCCUCAUCUUCAUCUAUGAAACUUUUGCCAAACUAGCGAGGACCUUUAAGAACCAUCCGCUAAUUCUGAAUUACGAUCAUCUGAAUUCAACUAUAGAAAACCCCUGGCACCCAAAGGUUGAAGAGACAAUCAUGUAUGACAAUGCUACUGGAAACAUGACUGUUAUUAUGAAGACUUUUAAGCCACCUUACCCCAACACAGCCCUGCUCUCCAUGUGCCUCAUGUUGGGCUGCUUCUUUAUUGCUUUCUUUCUGCGGCAGUUCAAGAACGGCACUUUCCUUCCUGGAAAGGUCAGACGUUUGCUUGGUGACUUUGGUGUUCCUAUUUCCAUCUUCCUCAUGGUUGUCAUAGACUACAAUAUUUCGGAUACCUAUACUCAGAAACUAGUGGUUCCAAAAGGUCUGAUGGUGUCCAACCCUGCCAAAAGAGGCUGGCUUAUCAAUCCCUUCGGAGAGCACAAGACUUUCCCUGUGUGGCUAAUGUUUGCAAGUUGUGUCCCAGCCUUGCUCGUCUUCAUUUUGAUCUUUCUGGAGUCUCAGAUCACAACUCUCAUUGUGAGCAAACCUGAGAGGAAGAUGGUCAAAGGCUCUGGGUUCCACUUUGACUUGCUGGUUCUAGUCGGCAUGGGGGGGCUCAGUGCGAUAUUUGGUGUGCCAUGGCUCAGUGCUGCCACGGUGCGAUCUGUCACCCACGCCAACGCCCUCACCGUCAUGAGCAAAGGAACAAAACCUGUGAUUGAGAAGGUGAAUGAGCAGAGGGUCAGUGGCGUUCUGGUGGCGUUGUUGGUUGGUCUAUCAAUUCUGAUGGAGCCGAUCUUGAAGAUGAUUCCCAUGGCGGCCUUGUUUGGGAUCUUUCUCUACAUGGGAGUUACGUCACUCAAUGGCAUCCAGCUGUGGGAUCGUAUGCUGCUUCUGCUCGUCCCUAAGAAAUACCACCCCGAUGAACCCUAUGCUACCAGAGUGAGCACAGGACGAAUGCACUUGUUCACGGCCAUCCAGAUAGUGUGCCUUGUCGUCUUGUGGAUUGUUAAGUCCAGUCCGGUAUCCCUCGCACUUCCCUUCAUACUCAUCCUCACCAUCCCUCUACGCAUGUUUAUGACCGGCCGUCUCUUCACUGAACUGGAAAUCAAAUGUUUGGAUGCUGACGACGCUAAAGUGACAUUCGAGGAGGAGCCGGGGCAGGAUGUAUACUGUGAAUCUCAGAUGCCAUUGUAGACGUCUUCCACGACAGCAGCCAGCGACAUUUGAUUUGAACAAAAAAGAUAUUUAUUUUACACGUGGCUCAAAUGAAUGUUUCAUCUACUUAUGAGCACAAACAUGUUUUUGAGUGUUUUUCAUGAAAAGUAUAGAAUGUUGAAUAUAAAAUAUAGAUUAUACCUUUAUAGUAGAAACUUUCCUGAAGAGUUUUCAACAGUCACUCAGGUAAAUUAUGUUAUUUUCUUUCUAGCUUGUGUUUUACACAAAGCUUUACACACAACUGAGGCUGGAAAUAUUCAGAAAAUAAUAGAAUUUUAAAAAAUCUGCAAAUAUGCAAGCACUCCAAACAUGGACAGAUUGAAUGCUGGAUAGAAAAUGUAGGGGAAAAAGCCAAAAUUGUAUGUUUUUCCAAGCUAUCGCACAUUGAAUGUAAUAAUGUAACAUGUGCCACUGAAGUUAUUAUUAUUAUGUGUUUGCUGGCUUGAAGCAGAUAAAAAGCCAAACUCUGAAUUAAGCAAUGUGUGAUUUAUAAGGCAAUUAUGCAAGAAAAGUGAAGAUAUUUUAUCAAGAGUGAUCAAACUAACACUGGAGAGCAAAAAAAAAAAGGACAACACAGUGCAUGGAGAGUGAAAUUGUUGAAUUUUUAUGUGUUGUUAAACUUUCUACUCUGUGAUAUGUUGCUGUUUUCUUGCCACAUCUCUAAAUAAUAAAAAAACUACCUCCCAAAAAUCAUCACUUGAUUGAUU
Molecule: messenger RNA, 3462 nt
Organism: Larimichthys crocea (large yellow croaker)
Lineage: Eukaryota; Metazoa; Chordata; Actinopteri; Sciaenidae
Gene: slc4a1b
Product: solute carrier family 4 member 1b (Diego blood group)
Exons: 17
Coding region: 122-2734 (870 amino acids)
Biological process (GO): bicarbonate transport; monoatomic anion transport; regulation of intracellular pH
Cellular component (GO): basolateral plasma membrane; plasma membrane
Molecular function (GO): bicarbonate transmembrane transporter activity; solute:inorganic anion antiporter activity; monoatomic anion transmembrane transporter activity
Source: RefSeq, a predicted model, not a curated record